Messenger RNA from Ostertagia ostertagi, 267 nucleotides. Lineage: Eukaryota; Metazoa; Nematoda; Chromadorea; Rhabditida; Trichostrongylidae. The record is from the annotation of a GenBank genome assembly.
AUGUCGGUAAUAGGUGAAGAACAGACCACGUACCGUCAGUCAGGUUUUGACGACAAUUUCGCUGACGUAGUGAUCACACCAAGCUAUUUGCGAAGAGUUCUCGCUCCACAAACCUGUGCUAUCAAUAAGCAAGAGCUCGUGCACCUGGUGAAAAACGAUCACGUUCAGAAGUUACACGAAGCAGUAGAAGCAGCUGACAAUUCGGAGAGGGCGGGGAUUGAGGAUAAGCGACCGAGUAAAGAACAGACCAAGGAAAAGCUUGAAUAA